Molecule: messenger RNA, 2062 nt
Organism: Juglans regia (Persian walnut)
Lineage: Eukaryota; Viridiplantae; Streptophyta; Magnoliopsida; Fagales; Juglandaceae
Product: glycosyltransferase BC10-like
Exons: 2
Coding region: 631-1788 (385 amino acids)
Cellular component (GO): membrane
Molecular function (GO): glycosyltransferase activity
Source: RefSeq, a predicted model, not a curated record
CACUGCCGUGACUUUGGGUCUGUCUCUCUCCCUCUGUCUCGCCGCUAGCAGAACCAGACUUUCCCAUCUUCUUGCGCCUAAUCUUUUUGACCAGGGUCUCCGUGAUACUCUCAAGUAACACAAUUUACGCAAUCCAAGCGCUCAUAUAUUUGUCAAAUCUUGAAUAUUUGAAUCAGCGCGAUCUGCAAUUUACUGUACAUCAACUGCUACUUGGUAUGUUACGCAAACCCCUUGUUGGAUUCGAAAAUGUCCGAAUCUUACCUCGAGAAAUUCGAUAUUUAUUAAACACCCAUGUGCUGUACUGCUGUGUAUGCUUGGCUUUACAAAUUAUAUUAAUAUGAGCGUUCAAGUUUGUUUCUGGGCAUUUUAGUAUCAGCUCCAGAUCUGGCAACUGUUUCUGCUGCUGGAACGGUUUCUAUGUUGAAGACCCAUGUCUUUAGAUUUAGAAUGAUGUCGAGUUCUCUGUUCUAAGUAGUAAUUUAGGACUCUGGGUUGCUAGUUCUAAUGGAAGAAGUAGAUAAUGAUCCAAGAUUUUUUAGUCUUUGAAGCUUUUUUCGAUCCGAAAACGCUGUUUGGUGUUAAAGAAGAAAGAACCCAGAAGUUUAACUGUAGUGUACUUGUGGUGUCAAUAUGCAAUCGCGGGCUGUGCCGUUAGAGGAAGGCAAAGAACCUUCGGUUAUAAACAGGACAAACCAAUCUAAAACCCCGCAGCUAAGGCUGCUUCGAAUACUUGUGCCGUUUCUGGCUCUGUGCGUUACCUUUUCUGUUGUUAGUAUGUUCACAAUUCGGUACUUUGGUAUCAAUGGCGUGCCGACAACGGUUAAGUCCACAUUCCAGCCGUGCUAUGAGGAACCGAGGAGUUUGGAGCAAUGGAUUAGACCGCCAUUGAAUUUAAUUCAUACUAUGACUGAUAAGGAACUAUUGUGGAGGGCAUCUUUUGUACCUCGGAUAAAGAAGUAUCCUUUCCAGAGAGUUCCCAAGAUUGCAUUCAUGUUCUUGACUAAGGGGCCAUUGCCACUGGCACCUAUCUGGGAGAGGUUUUUGAAGGGGCAUGAAGAGCUUUACUCGAUAUAUGUUCACUCGCUGCCAUCAUUCCAGGCCGACUUCCUGCCUUCAUCAGUUUUUUACAGGAGACAGAUCCCUAGUCAGGUCUCUGAGUGGGGAAGGAUGAGUAUGUGUGAUGCUGAGAGAAGACUCCUCGCCAAUGCUUUGCUUGAUAUCUCUAAUGAAUGGUUCAUUCUCCUUUCUGAAUCCUGCAUUCCUCUCUAUAAUUUCAGUGUCAUCCGCCACUAUCUAAUGAAAUCCCAGUAUAGCUACAUGGGUGCAUUUGAUGAUCCCGGCAAAUUCGGGAGAGGACGCUAUAACGAGAGCAUGGCACCUGAGGUAAAUAUUACUCAGUGGCGGAAAGGAUCUCAAUGGUUCGAAGUUAACCGGAAGCUUGCCAUCAGUAUUGUGGAAGAUACCAUGUUUUACCUGAAAUUCGAACGGUUUUGUAGACCGGCAUGCUACGUGGACGAGCACUAUUUCCCCACCAUGCUAACCAUUCUAGCAGGGAAUCUCUUAGCAAAUAGAAGCAUUACUUGGGUGGAUUGGUCGAGAGGUGGCCCUCACCCAGCUACUUUUGGGAGAUCAGACAUCACAGAGCAGUUCUUCAAAAGAAUUUUGGAAGGUCACAACUGCACUUACAAUGAUCGAUCCUCUUCAAUUUGUUUCUUAUUUGCAAGAAAAUUUGCUCCAAGUGCCUUGGAACCUCUGUUACAAUUAUCACCAAAAGUUUUGGGCUUCUGACAGUAAAAUCCACAAAGGAACAGAAGGAUAGGUUUUCUUGAGUAUUGUAGGACAAAUUCUUUUGUGUCAUACAUGUUUGAAUGGUAUAAUCAAUUAAAUUCCAUAAAUAAUAUUAUGUCUUUUUUUUUCUCCUCCCGACCUCCUGCAUGCAUUGAGUUCAGUGACCAUUGAUGCCACUGUGUGUAGAACAAUGCUAAAUGUACAGAUACUGGAAAAUUCACUUUUUAGCAUUGUAAUAUUCUUUCUUUGUUGUGUACUGAACAUAGCAUUAUUC